Chroicocephalus ridibundus (black-headed gull) is the source of this 2569-nucleotide messenger RNA. RefSeq names its product FCH and double SH3 domains 1 (gene FCHSD1). Gene Ontology annotation, biological process: neuromuscular synaptic transmission; regulation of actin filament polymerization. The record is from RefSeq and is a predicted model, not a curated record. The coding region runs from base 101 to 2140 and encodes 679 amino acids. Gene Ontology annotation, molecular function: protein binding. The transcript is spliced from 19 exons. Gene Ontology annotation, cellular component: recycling endosome; neuromuscular junction. NCBI's taxonomy places the organism in Eukaryota, Metazoa, Chordata, Aves, Charadriiformes, Laridae.
GGCCGGGCCGGGCCCGGCAGUUCCGGGCUCCGCACACGCCGGGCGGCGGCGGUGGCCGCCGGAUUGCGGGACCGGGAGCGGUGCCGGGGGGAGUGUAGCGAUGCAGCCGCCGCCGCGUAAGGUGAAGCUCACCCAGGAGGUGCGGGUCCACCUCCUCGAGCAGCUCUCGGGCCUGCAGGGCAAGCAGCAGCGGGACGCCGAGCUGCUGGAGGACAUCAGGUCCUACAGCAAGCAGAGGGCGGCCAUCGACCGGGAGUACGGGCAGGCGCUGCAGAGGCUGGCGAGCCAGUUCGUGAAGAGAGACUGGCAGCGGGGCCGCGGCGAUGCCGGUGACUCGAGGAGUGCGGUGGCUGUCUGGAAGGGUGUCAUCGAGGGGACCGCGCACGCCGGGCAGGUCCGUGUCACCGCCUCGGAGACCUACCGUGCUCUCGCCGCGGAGGCCGCCCGGACUGCCCGCCUCUCCAAGGAGCGGAUGCUCAAGAAGGGCAUCGAGCGGCUGCAGAAGGCACAGGCGGAACUGCUGGAGACAGUGAAGGAGCUGGACAAGGCGAAGAAGCAGUUCACCCACCUCCAGCGGAGCAGCGAGGUGGCCAAGGACAAGGCGGCCGAUGUGGAGGCUCGGCUCCGCAAGAGCGACCGGAGGAUAUUUCACACCAAGGCCAGCCUGCAAAAACUCAGCGCCAAGUUCUCGGCGCGGCUGGCUGAGCACUCGAGGCAGCUGGCCGGGGUGCAGAACGAGUACGGCUUCGCCCUGGUGUCUGCCACCGCCCACCUGGAGCAUUACCGGCGGGUGGAGCUGCCCGCCGCCAUCCAGGCGCUGGACGGUGACCUCUAUGAGCGGCUGCGGGAGCACUUGUCGGUGGCCAGCCGGACGGAGGUGGAGACCUGCCGGGCCACGCGGGACUGGUUCCAGAGCGUUGCGGAGGCAUCUGCACGGGUCUGCCGGGAGCAGGACCUCCUCCUCUUCCUGCAGGACCACCCCGCCUUCGCCCUGGCCCCCGAGCAGCACUUCCAGCUCGCCGGGGUGGAGGAGGUGUGCCUGCUGCCGCCGGGGGAUGAUGGGGCAAGCCUGGAGAAGGAGGCACGGCGCUGGGCCACGCGGGUGGCUCGGGACCACAAAAACAAGGCACACGGCGAGGAGGUGCUGCAGUGGCUGGAGGCCAGGAGGCAGCAGGUCCCGGAGGCGGAGGCGGCCACUGUGGAGCGGCAGAUGGAAGAAGCCAGGGAGAACAUCCGGAAGGCAGAGGUCAGCCGGGUGAAGGCAGAGGCACGGCUGGCGCUGCUGCGGGCGGCAGGGCUGGACGUGGACGCGUGGCUGGCGGGGGCCAUGGUGGGGGCGGGCGAGGAGGCGCCCGUGGGGCUGGAUCCGGCCGAGUUUGACGACUACGAGGACAGUGACGAACCAGAUGAGGACAACGAGCCCGGUCCCACUGCCCGGACCUACCCCUACACCUGCCGGGUGAUCUUUGGGUACCAGGGCCGCCAGGCGGACGAGCUGUCCAUCGCGCAGGGUGAGGAGCUGGAGGUCAUCGAGGAUGGUGACGCAGAGGAGUGGGUGAAGGCUCGGAACAAGGCGGGCCAGGUUGGCUACGUCCCUGAAAAGUACCUGCUGUCCCUGGGCGGUGAGCCGGGGGCUGGGGCUGGCCCCCCAGGACCCUCUGCCCUGCACCGCCAGCUUUCCAGCAUCAUGGCUGCGGAGCUGGUGCUGGAGCCUGGAGCCUGGCUGGUGCGAGCCCUGUACGACUACGAGGGGCAGAGCCCCGAGGAGCUGAGCUUCCCCGAGGGGGCCAUCAUCCGGGUGCUGCCCCGUGCCCCCGGUGAAGUGGACGACGGCUUCUGGAUGGGCGACUUUGACGGCCGCAUCGGCGUCUUUCCUUCCCUGGUGGUGGAGGAGCUCACCGGGGCCCGGGAGGCAGCGGGGCAGGAGCUGCCGUCGCCGUCCCCACCGCCCUUCUCCCCGCCUGGCCUUGUGCCCGGUGCCAGCCUGACCCCCAGCCCCUCUCCUGAAACGCCGCUGGGAGGUUGCCGGCAGGAUGGCGCGGGCAGCGGGCAGAGCUCUCCGGACCUGGCAGCCACCCGCCUCCGGCCACUCCGCGCCCCCCCCCCCGCCACCCGGCAGAGCCCCCGAGCCCGACCCUGAGCUGCACUUCAGCUGACCGUGUGGGUGUCGUCCCCCCCCUCCGUCGUUCCCCGCUCCCCAAAAAACUCCUCCCGAGCGAGCUCCCGCAGGCUGCCAUCCCUGCGGCAGGGACUGGGGGUGACCCGCGCCCCAAGCUGGUCUUGCCAGGGGGGGCAGAGGGGUCUGCAUCGUGCCCUGUGCUGCCUGCGGAGUGGUCCUGCAUCCCUGUACAGCGGGGGGCGGGGGGCAUCCUGGCAGCCGGUGUGUCGGGGUGCCACAGCCGGGCCCCAGCUUUUGCCUCUGCCCCUUCUGCACCCCCAGUGCAGCCCUGGUUCCCCGGGGUGCGGGGGCUCAGCCCUGGCCCCCUGCCUUCCCCCCCCCACCCUGGGCAUCUCCCCGCAGGCAGGUGGGGGCUGUGCCCCAAUAAAACCAGUUGCCUCUGCCCAGGGG